Molecule: messenger RNA, 1377 nt
Organism: Fusarium subglutinans
Lineage: Eukaryota; Fungi; Ascomycota; Sordariomycetes; Hypocreales; Nectriaceae
Product: BCL5p
Exons: 1
Coding region: 1-1377 (458 amino acids)
Source: RefSeq, a predicted model, not a curated record
AUGGCGUGGACCAUGCGCUUCAACGAUGUAUUGAACGCCGAUAAACUUCACCAAUCGCUAUCGGAAUUACUUAAUAUUGGCGAUUGGGAAAAGUUUGGUGGAAGAUUGAGAUACGGGCAUAACAAACGAGGAGCUCUCGAGGUUCACGUUCCGACUCGUCACACAACUGAAAGGCUCGCUGUGUCUUACUCGCACCAACAUUAUGAUAUCAGCAUCGAAGUGCAGAAUGUGGCAAAGCUAUUUCCAAAAGCGACUAGUCGACCUUCAACCUUUCAGGGAGCAUCGGGAUCUCGAGAUUUUGGUAUACCAUCCGGCGCACCCACAUCACUGAAGGAUUAUACGAGUCAAGAUAUUCCCAUGAUAGGUCUUCACAUCAUCACCUUUCUAGACGCGACACUUGUCACUGUUACAUGGCCACAUGUUCUCUUCGACGCAGUUGGGUUCUCUCACUUGAUCCAAGCUUGGUCAGCGGUACUCGCGGGUCAUAACGAACGUGUCCCUAAAAUUAUCGGUGCACAGGAUGAUGUUCUUUACGACCUAGGAAAAAUAACUCAUGCUGGACCGCAGUAUGCAGCUAGUGAAGCUAGGAUCCUUUCCGGUAUAGCGUUCAUACUGUUCGUUAUGCGUAUGCUCUGGAUCAUAUUGACCCAGCCGAUCGUUGAAAGCCGCAUCAUCUGCCUCCCGAAAAGCGUGGUAGACAGACUACAUCAGCGAGCGCUAGAGGACAUCAAAGGAGACAACUCUGUUCAGGACGAUCCAUGGGUCAGUCCAAGUGAUGCCAUCUUAGCCUGGCUCUCUCGCGCCCUGGUCAGUUCAUCCAAAACACCCCGUUCAAUCAGCAUGACAACUCCGAUCGACGCACGAACCCGAUUAUCUCAACUUCAGAAUACGGAUGGCGUUUACGUUCAAAACAUGAUUCUAGGAUCCUUCGUCAACAUCGCACCAGACGACCUCCGCAGGCCAUUGGGAAAUCAAGCACUUGUGAGUCGCCAAGGCUUGCUGCAACAACUAGAUGAGUCGAAUUUGAUUGGCAUUCUUCAGCUCUUUCGUAAACGCUGGGAUGACGGCAAAACAAGAGCGCCAAUCUUCGCUGGGCCUGGUAGUCAACUUUUAGUUACCAAUAACAGGUUGAAGGUCGAUCUCUUCACAGCUGCAGACUUUGGACCAGCUGUGAUGCAAGCUGGUAAAGACACACAGAGGAAGAACCUAACAGGCCGGCCGGUUCAUCACUAUGCUUCAUCCCUCAAUCCUGGAAUUACAAUGAGGAACUUUGUCAACAUUCACACGAGAGAUUUCGAUGGUAAUUAUUGGUUGUCUGGUUUCUUCACGCCGAGGCAGUGGUCAAGAAUUGAGGAAGGAUUUAGAGAACUACUGUAA